Oldenlandia corymbosa var. corymbosa is the source of this 1608-nucleotide messenger RNA. NCBI's taxonomy places the organism in Eukaryota, Viridiplantae, Streptophyta, Magnoliopsida, Gentianales, Rubiaceae. The record is from the annotation of a GenBank genome assembly.
AUGAUCAGAUGUCUGAAAUCAACAAACCCAUUCAUCAUCAUCUCUCUGUUUCCUCUCUGCUUCGUCUUAAUCGUUUUAGCCUUAUGUAAUCCCACCUUCGCAAAUUCCCUGGAUCACUUUCAAGAUGCGAAAAUUCCAGAGUUUCUUGAUGCCAACACGCCACAUCCACCUGGGAAUGUCGAACCGAACACGAGGAGGAUUGCAGCUGAAAAUGCACAGAAUACUAAUUCUACGUACCUGAUUCUGGCCGCCGACAGAACUCACCGGAGGGACCCUUCCGAUGAUUUCAAUUUUUACACCGGCGGUUGGAACAUUACCGAUCCACAUUAUUUAUUUGUCAGUGGUUACAACCCAUUUCUCGAAAAAAAAAAGACUUAUGGAUAUUCCAAAACUGCUUAUGCCAUCUCCGUUAUUUGCCUCACUCUGUUCACUCUUGCAGCAGUGGGUGGUUUUGCAUCACUCCAUGUGGGACAAAAGAGAUUUCAGGACAGCAUUGUGGACACAGUCGCAUUUGUUCUGCAUCAGGCAGAUACAGUGAUUGUGAAACUCAAGGAUUUGGUUGAUAAUCUUCUGGCAGCAAGGAAUUCGAAUGUGGGACAAAGUAUAAUGCCCCGUGAACUACAGGCGAACAUUGACGAUAUUCAGAAAAGAAUCAAUGACGUAUCUGGUCAAUUUCGUAAUGUUACGCAGACGAACUCGGAUGACAUACGACAAUUCUUGAAUCCCCUGAGAUUGACAUUGAUUGUUUUCUCUACUGCUUUGCUUGUCCUAGCAUUCCUCGGUUACUUAUGCUCCAUAUUUGGGCUGCAAUGCAUUGUACAUUGCCUGGUAAUCUUUGGAUGGAUUCUGGUAGCAUUGACAUUUAUAUUGAGUGGGGUCUUCCUUCUUGUACAUAAUGUCGUUGCAGACACAUGUGUGGCAAUGGGAGAAUGGCUUCAAAAUCCAGAUGCUCAUUCAGCUCUGGAGAGUAUAAUCCCGAAAGUAGAUAACAAAACUGCACAAGACAUUUUUUUAGUGACGAAAGGCGUCACGUUUGGCCUAAUCACCAUGAUUAACGUACAAAUAUCAAACGUCUCCAAUGUGGACAUGCCACCAAAUGCAGGACCCUUGUUCUAUAACCAAUCUGGCCCUCUGGUACCUCUUCUUUGCAACCCUUAUGAUGAAAAUCUUAAAGAGACUAAAUGCGCUUCCGGGGAAGUUAGCUUCGACAAUGCGUCUCAGGUGUGGAACAACUACGUAUGCAAGACAGCAGCGUCGGGGAAUUGCGCGACGAGAGGGCGAAUAACGCCGAAUGGUUACAACGAGAUGAUGACAACAGUGAACGUGAGCCAUACGUUGUACACGGAUAUGCCAUUUGUGGUGGACUUGAUCGACUCAGCUUACCUGAAGGAACUAUUCGGGGAGAUUAAGAAAGAUUAUUGUCCGAAUUUGGAACGUUACACCAAAUGGAUGUACGUCGGGUUCACAACGUCGUCGGCGGCAGUGAUGAUGUCGUUGAUCUUGUGGAUCAUCUAUGCUAGAGAACGAAGGCAUCGUAAGUACACUAAAAAGGUUAACAAUGCUAGAUCCUCUGCUGGAGUUCCUCUUGGUUAUAGGCAAAACCCCUAG